CAGACGACGCAAAUCGUGCGAAUGUCACGUAAAUAAACAACGUAGGGAAAUUUUGCACGUAUUAUUUUGGAUUGUUUUUCACCAAUAAUGGGCUUGAAAAAACCUCUUCCUGGGAAUCCAGUUGUGUUCCUGGACAUCCGCAUCAAUGAUGAUAGAGUGGGCAGAAUGGUGAUUGAACUCCGGAGAGAUGUUGUGCCCAAAACUGCAGAGAACUUUCGCCUGCUGUGCACAGGAGAGAUGAGUAAUGCUGCAGGCAGGGCGCUCACGUACAAAGGCACCAAGUUCCACAAGGUUCAGAGGAUCUUCAUGGCUCAGGGAGGUGAUGUGGGGGAGAGUGUCUAUGGUGCUACUUUCGAGGACGAGAACUUUGUGCUGCCGCAUGACGAAGGGGCUGUUUCAAUGGCCAAUUACGGCACACCAAAUACCAAUAGCUCUCAAUUCUUCAUCACUGCCAUCAAUUGUUCCCAUCUGGAUGGGACCAAUGUAGUUGUGGGUUAUGUCCUGCGUGGUCUAGGUAUUCUGGGUGAGAUGGAAAAGUACACAACAGACGAGGGAACUCCUACUGCCAACAUUUUCAUUGAGAAUUGCGGAGAGAUUCCGGAAGGAGGGGAUUGGGGCUUCUGUGACACCGAUGAGACAGCUGAUAAUCUUCCGCCCUAUCCCCUUGACUGGGAUGACUCCGUGCUGGAAUUCAAUGUGGAGCAAAUGGUAAACAUUCUCACGACAAUCCGGAAUGCGGGCAAUUAUCAUUUCAAGAGUGGAAACAAUGUCGAAGCGAUAAGACGCUACAACAAGGCCAUUCGAUACUACCAGUUCUUCAGCAAUUCCACUCUCAGUGCACCUGAUCGGUGUCGCCUGGAGAAGGCCAAUGCCAUCAAUUGUGUCAACAUUGCGGCCGUCCAUCUAAAAUCACGCAAUUUCCUCGAAGCCAUUCAGGUGUGCAAUGAAGCUUUAAAGCUCAAUCCCACCAAUUCCAAGGCUCUUUUUCGCCGUGGACAGGCUGAGAUUGAGCUAAAGAACUACGAAAACGCAAUCAAUGACCUCAAACGUGCAUACAAUCUCGUGCCAGAGUGCAAGAUGAUCCUAGAAGAGUUCAAUCGCGCCAAACAUUUUCUCCUUGAAUACCGUGACAAGGAGAAGAAGUCAUUCCAGAAGAUGUUCCAGACAUAAGGUAAGUACUGUGGAGUUGCAUAAUUAACGUGAUAGAGACUCAUAGGAAAGGCUGCAUGGUGAAUAGUAAAUGAGAACGCGGGUGCAUCGUAGUGAAGUUUAGAGAAAAAAAUAGUGCAGAAACGUGGUGAGAAUUUUUAGGGCAAAUAUUCCUAUGAGGACGCAUGGAAUAUCUCUCUCUCUCACCAACUCCUUAAUUAAGAAUAAUGCCCAAGACACUCAUGUGUGAUAUGAACAUUUGCGCUAACUUGUUGAAAUAUUGCUGCACUCGGAGAUAUAUUGCGAUUUUACAAUGUCCAUUGGAGAAAUAUUUGUCUAAGUGUUUUUUACAAAAAAAAAAGUUACCCUUAUAUUUAAAAUGCAAAAGUAAAAGAGUGUCUAGGACAGGGAAAAUGUAUAAGAUACAGUGUUGUUGGUUGCAAAUCAACGGAUUACUUCUUAUCAGGCACAUUAAUUUAAUGUAGUCAUUGGAUAUGAAUCAAAAUUAAUCUAUAGAUGUGACUGUAUAAGCACAAAAAAAUAGGAAAUAAAUAAACGAAUUUACAAUCGAAA
Molecule: messenger RNA, 1722 nt
Organism: Phlebotomus papatasi
Lineage: Eukaryota; Metazoa; Arthropoda; Insecta; Diptera; Psychodidae
Gene: Cyp40
Product: peptidyl-prolyl cis-trans isomerase D
Exons: 3
Coding region: 88-1170 (360 amino acids)
Biological process (GO): protein peptidyl-prolyl isomerization
Cellular component (GO): intracellular membrane-bounded organelle
Molecular function (GO): peptidyl-prolyl cis-trans isomerase activity; protein binding
Source: RefSeq, a predicted model, not a curated record